AUGUUCGAUCUCGCGGGCACCGUCGUCGCACUCGACGCGGAAGGGACAAAUCGACCGAGCAAGCGUCGACAUAUCGCUGACCAUGCGGGCCCGAGCAGCUUGGCUGUUGGCUCCGAUGGACUGCAACAAGUCGCCUCUCUCGCUCGAGGCCAUCAUCACCAUCAACUCGCUCAAGAUCCAAUGGAGAGCGCGAACAUGUUCCUGACCAACCAACACGAGCAUGGCAUGGAUGUUCCCGUCCAAGGCGAUCCCAUGCGCUCAGAGUCGCAAGACUACAUGCACGACGAAGUGUUUGGCGGUGCACAGUCAUCGAGCACGAGGCAUCGAGAGUCACCCCUCGUGGAUCCGCUGGCGGACAUCGAUACGAGCAUGCUCACGAGCUCGCUAGCAAGACGUGUCGCUGCCUUUCCUCCUCACCCCAGUGUUCCUCUUGCCCAGCGAGGACGUAAGCGGGGCUCGACGAACGCAAAGAGAGAUUCGGAAGAAUACGAUCUCGCGCUACAACACGCAGCCGAACUGGAUCAUCUGGACGAGAACGGCAAACCCCUCUCUAAGACGAUCAGGGACCAGCGACGAGCGGAACAGAACCGAGCAGCGCAGAAGGCAUUCAGAGAUCGUCGGGAGGACUAUGUUCGCCAGCUGAUCCGUCGAUCGGAUCUGCUCACGGAAGUCCAGAGAUCGAUCUAUGAGCUGGACGAGAGGGAACGAAUCGUCGACGAGAAAGAGCGUCAGGCACAGGCAGAGUCAGAGACGCCUGUCGCUAACGGUCUGGCGUCAGAAGAGACAGUAGCGUCUCUGGUGUCUCAGGUCAGUACCGCCAGGAAGACAAACGAGAUCCUGCUCGCUCGCGUCAUGGAAGCAGAGAAUGCUCUCUCGGCGGUCAAGAAGGAGAACGAGGCGCUCAGACAGCUGCACGAGGCAGACUCUGCCGCUCUCCGCGACGAGAUCAUGCUCUUGCGGACUGGCCUGACCGAGUGA
Messenger RNA from Mixia osmundae IAM 14324, 978 nucleotides. RefSeq lists its product as uncharacterized. Gene Ontology annotation, biological process: regulation of DNA-templated transcription. Gene Ontology annotation, molecular function: DNA-binding transcription factor activity. The record is from RefSeq and is a predicted model, not a curated record. The coding region runs from base 1 to 978 and encodes 325 amino acids. The transcript has 2 exons. Lineage: Eukaryota; Fungi; Basidiomycota; Mixiomycetes; Mixiales; Mixiaceae.